UUAGGUAAGCCCAUAACACCAGUUCCCACAGCAAGGCAAUCCAAAGACCCACACCAGUCCUCCCAAAAGAUAGUUUCUCUCUCAGCAGGAUGGCAGACACUCCUGGCAAACUCGGCCAUUUCCCGGAAAAGAAAGCCUCACGGGCUGCUGAGGAGCGCGGCAAGUGGGAGACCAAAAAAGAGUUCAUCUUGAGUGUGGCUGGUGCUAUUAUUGGACUUGGUAAUGUGUGGAGAUUUCCAUAUCUUUGCUACAAAAAUGGUGGGGGCGCAUUCUUCAUCCCUUACUUCCUCUUCCUCAUCACCUGUGGCGUUCCUCUGUUUGUCCUGGAAACAUCACUGGGCCAGUACACCAGUCAGGGAGGAAUCAUGUGCUGGAGAAAGAUCUGCCCCUUGUUUGAAGGUAUGGGAUAUGCCAGCCAGAUUAUCAUUUUCUAUGGAAACAUCAGCUAUGUUGUGAUCUUAGCGUGGGCAUUCCUCUACUUCUUCUUCUCGUUCUCCGGAAAGCUGCCAUGGGCCAGCUGCAAUAACACAUGGAAUACAGAUCGUUGUGUGGAAUUAGACAACUAUAAUACCACUGCUAACUGGACCUCAUCUGUGAAUGCGUCAUCGUCAUCUGUUAUAGAGUUUUGGCAGCGACGGGUGUUAAACAUUUCCACGGGCAUAGAGGCAAUCGGAAACAUUCGCUGGGACCUUUCAUUGUGCCUUUUUCUGUCCUGGGUCAUCUGCUACUUCUGUGUAUGGAAGGGAGUGAGAUCCACAGGGAAGGCUACAUACUUCACUGCCACAUUCCCUUUUGUUUUAUUGGUGGUGCUGUUCUUCAGAGGAAUGACACUUCCUGGAGCAUUGCAUGGUAUCAAAUACUACCUAUACCCUAAUCCUUCACGACUCGCUGACCCACAGGUCUGGAUGGAUGCUGGUACACAAAUAUUUUAUUCCUAUGCCAUUUGCUUGGGGUACAUGACCACAUUUGGAAGCUACAACAAAUACAACAACAACUGUUACAGAGACUCCUUCUAUCUCUGCUUGCUGAACAGUGGGACCAGCAUAGUGUCUGGAUUUGCAAUUUUCUCCGUUCUGGGCUACAUGUCAACAAAACAGGGAGUUGAUAUUUCUGCAGUUGCUGAAUCAGGUCCUGGACUCGUCUUCAUUGUCUAUCCUCAAGCCGUAACUCUUCUGCCGUGGCCUCAGGUCUGGUCUGUGUGCUUCUUCUUCAUGAUCAUCUUAUUGGGAAUUGAUGGACAGUUUGCAGGGCUUGAAAGCAACAUGACAUCUUUAACAGAUCUUUACCCUUCCUACCUCCGAAAGGGAUACCGCAGGGAGCUUCUUCUGUUGCUGUUCUGUAUUGUUAGCUCUUUGUUUGGCUUGUUUUUGGUCACAGAGGCUGGUGCAUACAUUCUGCAGAUCUUUGAUCAUUAUGUUUGUAGCGGCCCAACUCUCCUUCUAAUGGCAAUCUUCCAGUCAGUGAUCAUCGGAUGGAUUUAUGGUGCUGGGCGCUUUAGUGACAACAUCGAAGACAUGAUUGGUUACAAACCUCUGCCACUGUUCAAAUACUGCUGGCUCUACAUCACCCCUCUUGUUUGCAGUGCAACUCUUGUAUUUUUGCUCCUGAGAUACACGCCAAUGAAGUUCAACAAUACGUAUGUGUAUCCCUGGUGGACUUACUGGAUUGGCUGGUUUCUGGCCAUGUCAUCGCUGUCCAUGAUCCCAAUUACCAUGAUCUUCAAGCUGGCUAAAGAAAAAGGCUCUCUCUGGCAGCGAUUUAAGAAAACCUCCAAGCCUGCAGAUGACCUUCCAGGAAUGGCGGAAUAGCCCUAGAAUAAGAGUGUGAAGACACGAUAAACAUAUAGAGACCACAAUACAUAACGCCCACACCUAACUAUAAAUACUUGCUGUCUUGCUCAGGCAUUUUGGAUAAAUGAGGCUUAAUUACAUUAACAUGCACAUUGGGAGUAGAGAAGGACCUGCAAAAAUGAAUCAAAAUAUGGCAGUAUAGCACCUUUCUGCAGAGCUGUGAGGGUAUGUUCACAAUGUAGUCGUAUUGCAGGAUGCAACUAUUGUAAACAAUAGAAAAAUAGCUUUCGUCUCAUUUGUUUGCAUUCAACUCUCCUUUUCCUGGAGGUAAAGUUUGAAUGUUGAGUUUACAGACUGUAGGAAUUAUAAAUUAGAGUAUACCAACAACUAAGUCUGUUUUUUUUUUUUUGUUUUUUUGUUUUAAAUAAACAACACAAAACCUAAAGACACAUUUGUAAGAAAAGUUAUUUUGUUAGCUGAGAGAGUGGGCCAUGAAAAACUUUCCAAAUCCUGCCUUUGCCAAACAGCUUUUGGAGGAGGCAGUGUGAUCGUUUUUCAUAUUUUUAUUUCUGCUUCUCAGCCAACAAAUAUAUUUUUAUUUCAAAUGAGUUAUUUAAAAAGAAAUAAACAAGCUGUAAAUGGGAUACAAUUUAGAAGAAUUGUUACAAGAACGAAAUAACUGACCAAACACAAAUUUUCUUAAUUUUGAGGAUAGUUUGUCUUGUGGAGGUUGUUUAGUUAAAAUAUGUGGCAUUUGUUAUUAUUUUAGAAAUGUUUCUUUUUAAAAUCAUUUAAUUUGUAUUUAGUAUUGAAUAUUUAAAGUAGAACUUAUUUAAAUAAAUAAUGAAAUGAAAUUAAAACACUUUCAAAGCAGAGGCUUGAGUUAAGCAAUGAUUCAACAAUUGUACAAGAGAAAUAGAGAACAAUUAAGCUUCAUAGCAACUCCAUCGUUGAGUGACCAACCUGAAUAAUAUACAUAAUUUAUUGUGAUUUUUUUAAAAUAGAGGACCUCAAAAGUUACAGCAUUCCUCUAAAACAUACAAAAACUUAUUUUAUUUACCUUUUACAAAAGGUU
Xiphophorus hellerii (green swordtail) is the source of this 2865-nucleotide messenger RNA. RefSeq names its product sodium- and chloride-dependent GABA transporter 2-like. Lineage: Eukaryota; Metazoa; Chordata; Actinopteri; Cyprinodontiformes; Poeciliidae. Gene Ontology annotation, cellular component: plasma membrane; cell projection. The coding region runs from base 90 to 1808 and encodes 572 amino acids. Gene Ontology annotation, biological process: amino acid transport; sodium ion transmembrane transport; nitrogen compound transport. Gene Ontology annotation, molecular function: gamma-aminobutyric acid:sodium:chloride symporter activity. The record is from RefSeq and is a predicted model, not a curated record. The transcript has 14 exons.